UAAAGGCGUUGCGGAGACGGAGGAGGUUGUGUGAGAGAGCGCUGUGGCUGGUCGGUGUGAAGUUGCUGUGGAGAUGCUGCCUUCAAUCAAGACUGAAUCGCAUUCGACAGCAGCAUUGACACCUGGCCGGAUCUCGGAAGAUAAGCAACGUUGAUCCUGAUCCGGGUCGGAUCCGGGGGCUGGCGUGUUCACAGCCGGACGGGCUGACCCUUUGACCCGAAGAUGGACACCGGGGGCCCCGAGGCGACCCUGGAGGACGAGCUGGCCCUGGCCGUGCAGCGCGCCUUGAGGUCCGCCGUCGACGCCCUGGUGACCGACAUCUCCCGCCUCGUGCGCCGCCGGCUGUCCGAGCGCGAGCGGGAGAUCGAGCGGCUGCGGGAGCAGCUGGACGCCUCGGCCGGCCGGCCCAAGGCCCCCGAGGGGGCGGCCCUGCGGAGGGAGCCCGGGGCGGCCUCUCCCCGCGGCGCGGCCGGCCGGCCCACGGGAGACCCGAUGCAGGAAAUCCACAAGAAGUUCCAGUGCCCGCUGGUCCUGGUGCCCGAGGAGGUGGCCCGCGACCACGAGGAGUUGUUCUUCCGCCUGAGCGACAGCGUGAGCAGCGACACCUCCUGCAUCUGCGGGCUGGAGAGGAUGGACGCCGUGGUGGAGGGCGCAGAAAAGGCGAGGCCUGAUAAUCUUCCCGACCGUGCCCAGAUGGAGAUCUCGCCAGCGCUGCAGGACGCCCCUGGGGUGUCUGGGGUGUCCUCGCCGAGGGGUGAGGCCAGUCACGCGGCCGUUCGCCGGGAGCCUGCACCGCUGGGAGCAGGCCGUCGCCAGGCUAAGGGGGCUCGGGCCGGUUCCGAUCCGGCCCGCGUCAAGCAGGAGGAUUCGGAGCUGGCCGUGACGCUCUUCCCCCAGGGCGCGGACGGCGCCGGGCAAGACGGGCUCAAGCUGGAGAGUCUGGACGUGGACAUCACCGAGCUCCAUUCGGUCAGCUUCGUCAGGGUGCUCCCCCAGCCGGGCGCCGUGCAGGUCAAAGAGGAGGAGCCCGCGGGGCCCGGCCAGGAGAAGGGCGACAGCAGGCCCGCGGGGGGGGCGCAGCACCCGCCCCCAGGCGGCGGCGGCGGGCAGGAAGGGGCCGAAAGGAAGUACAGCCGUGACCCCAAGUGGGACGACGAAGGUCGGCGCUGGCCCCCAAGGACCGUCUCGAGCAAAGGAGCUGUGCGUUCUCAGGCUUGA
Messenger RNA from Lepisosteus oculatus (spotted gar), 1218 nucleotides. NCBI's taxonomy places the organism in Eukaryota, Metazoa, Chordata, Actinopteri, Semionotiformes, Lepisosteidae. The record is from RefSeq and is a predicted model, not a curated record.